Messenger RNA from Cavenderia fasciculata, 1173 nucleotides. RefSeq lists its product as uncharacterized. NCBI's taxonomy places the organism in Eukaryota, Evosea, Eumycetozoa, Acytosteliales, Cavenderiaceae. The record is from RefSeq and is a predicted model, not a curated record. The transcript is spliced from 3 exons. Bases 1 to 1173 code for a protein of 390 amino acids.
AUGAUUGAUGAUGAUGAUACAAAAACUAGACUUGAAAAAGUAAUUAAUGAAUCAAGAGAAACACAACACACGAACAGUACUGGCUGUGGAGCCAAUCAAUCAAUCAAUCACAAAAACAAUAAUGGACAUAGAAAUCCUUGGUUAACAGGAGUAUUGUCUUUAAUAGUUGGAACUUUUGGACAAACAAGUGUAUAUCCAGAUGUAUCUAGUUCAUACCUUGGAGCUGGUGACCCCGGUGUAUCAUACUUGCCCUCGUAUCUAGGUCUCAAGUUACAUUUACGUUGCUACUCUAAUGUGACUACUGCCAAUCAAAACGGUCCAAUUGCAUUGUUUGAUGCAGGUCUUCCAUUCUUUUCUACUGCUUGGGUGUCUGUUAUUCCAGCGGUCUUGACCAAUAUGCCAGCUUGGAAUAUCAGCAAAGCUUGCUUUAUGGAUCGUUAUGGCUACGGUUGGUCCGACGCAUCACUCUAUCCCAUCACAACACAAGACUAUGUCUUCCGUCUCCACGGUUCACUUCAAGUUGCAGGUCUCACUGGUAAAAAGUAUGUCUUGGUUGGUUGGUCUUGGGGUUCGAUCUUUGUGCAAGCCUUUUCACUCGCCUAUCCCAAAGAAGUAGUCGGAAUUUUGACAGCUGACGGAACUGAUUCAAGAUGGGGAUUCAUCUCUUCCAAUCAACAAGCUAUCAUCACCUACACCAACACUUACACCAAUCUCAUGACUCAAAACAGUAUGGACACACUCGAACCAAGAUGUAGAAAUGGUGAGAUUGGACUUGGAUACGGAUGGUUCCCAGAUCCCUUGGUUAGUGCCGGAUACACCUCUGAAUCGAUUGUUUCCUCUCAAGAUAUCUUCCUCACCAACAAAUACCUAAAGACUGCAAUUCAAGAGUACAAUAUUAUGGUUAUCUCCUCUGCCUUGCUCAAUUUCACCUAUGUUCUAAAGGGAUCGACUCUCAAGGAUCUUCCCUAUGUCAACAUAUAUGAAGCCUAUGAUCCAGACUGGCAAUCCCGUCAACUCUAUAUGACCUCGCUCUCUAGUAACUCGGCUGCCUAUCUAUACACGACCGAUCAUUUCUUCCCCUUCACUAAUAGUCCCGCUAUCGUCUCUGGUCUCACUGCACUUACUCAAAGAAUUGCUACCACUCCAGGUGUUUUAUGGGCAAAUGGAUUUUAA